AUGAAACCCAAUAAGACCAUUGGAAUUGCGAAGAAGGGUAUUCGCCUUCCUUAUGGCGCCCUGAACUUGAUCCCAACGACGAUGUUCCGUUCCCUGUUCUUGAGGAAUGCGACGUGCCGCCUCGUCAAAUCUGCCCCUCGAGCUCGAGGCCGUGCGCUGGGCAAGCAUUCAUACUCAAGCCAGCAGCACAAUCCAUAUUACUUCACCCUGCCACCAGUGCGGGCUCUCGGUCCAACAUUAUGGGUCUUCACCGCAGCCGGCACCAUAUACUUAAGCUGCGCAGCAUAUGAAGUCUACCAAGACGUACAGGAAUUCAAGAAGCGGCCGUUGGGGGAUGUCACCUACAACAACGUCGAUGACGUGAGGACCAACAAGGGUGUGCGCCAGUCAGCAGCGACCACGGGGUUUUCGCCUAUAGACAUCUUCACCACCCCGUGGUCUGGUCUCAAUAGUGCGGAGAAAAUGCUCGCAAUCAUCGGUGGUUUGAAUAUCGGUGUCUUUGGAGCUUGCCGUUUCUCGCCUUCAGCAACCUUGCUCUUUGAACAUAUACCUGCUAAUACUCGCAACUUUACGCUAUUCAGCUCCAUGUUUGGACAUGCGGGUUUUCUUCACCUGUUUUUCAACAUGUACGGCCUUUCCAUGUUUGGACCGCAAGUGGCCGGAAGCCCCACGUUCGAGUCGAGCGGCAGCCAUCUCACUGCUUUCUACUUGUCUUCGGGCCUGAUGGCAAGUCUGGCAUACCACUUCGGUACCAUCUGGCCAAACAAAACACACCGAAUUUCGCCUGGUUUGGGCGCCAGCGGUGCUAUCAUGGCACUGCUUGGCGCGUGGGCUAUGAACUAUCCGCAUCAACACAUUGGAAUUAUGUUCGUUCCUGGAAGUCUGCCGGCAGAGGAGGCUCUUCUCGUGCUCCUGGCAUUUGAGACAUGGGGGACGUUUAUUGGAUUCGGCGGACUCUUGAGAUGGGCUCAUGCAGCUCACCUAGGUGGAUUGCUCGUUGGAGUGGGGUACGUACAGUUUGAUGGCAAGAACAGAGUCUGGCAGCCUACAAGAAAGUUUGCAUUCAAUCAGAUGCGAAGAUUAAACUUGAUUUGA
Molecule: messenger RNA, 1095 nt
Organism: Hyaloscypha bicolor E
Lineage: Eukaryota; Fungi; Ascomycota; Leotiomycetes; Helotiales; Hyaloscyphaceae
Product: rhomboid-domain-containing protein
Exons: 2
Coding region: 1-1095 (364 amino acids)
Cellular component (GO): membrane
Molecular function (GO): serine-type endopeptidase activity
Source: RefSeq, a predicted model, not a curated record